ACACGCUGGUACUCCAUGGAUUCCCCYUUCGGUUWCAUUUUCGACGAUUGUGAACGAUAAAGCUUAAAAAGCAGACGAUUGUAACUAAAACAGGGAAACGGUAGUGAAGUAAUCUUAAUUUGAAAAAUGCCAAGAACUAGAACUACUAGGAGAGGUGAAUCUGCACGUGUGGAGAGCUCGAGAAGACGUCGUUCAAGUGGAUCAGAUGAUGUAUCGCCAAAAAGACGACGAACAAGUCCUCCAUCUUCAAGACGAAGUCGCUUGAGAGGAGAUAACGAUAACAAUGGCCGUACUAACUUCAUAAACGACAAAGACUUCCGUGAAAAAAUGGCUGCAUUGAGAGUGACAGUGAAGAAGAAAGACGCGUCCCAGCUGAAGCCAGAUGAAAAAGGAGAUUUUCACCUCGAUGAAAAUCGCAAAGGCCACCAUACCGAUGACUAUGCCAUGGAAAAUCUUAUUGUUAGAAGAGGRCAAGAKUUCAAAGUUACUUUGACAUUUGAUCGUCCUUUUGAUGCAAAAAAAGACGAAUUGAUCGUGCAGCUUGGUUUUGGUAACCGUCCACAAGAAAGUAAACACUCUUUGAUUCGUGUCAAAGAAGUCAAAARUCUUUCUACGUCAUCAUGGGGSAUGCGCAUUGAUGGUAAAGAUGGUAAUAAAGUUAACCUGACAUUGAUGUCUCCUGCUAAUGCCUUGGUYGGAGAGUACACAGUAUAUGUUGARACGAAGACCAAGAAAGCUGGGAACACAGACGAAUUCUUAACUUUCAGACGAAAAUUGAAUGAAACUUUCUUUGUUCUGUUUAACGCCUGGUGCAAAGAUGACGUGGUUUACAUGGAAAAUGAMGCAGAUCGUCAGGAAUACGUMAUGAACGAUCGUGGRAGGAUUUGGGUYGGAAAUUCCAGAAACUUUGGGGGCAUUCCAUGGAAUUUUGGGCAGUUUGAAGAAGUUUCCUUGCCUUGCUGCUUAAAAGUUCUUGAAAUUUCAAAAUUAGGAACUACUGCACGUGGGAAUGCGACACGUGUCUGCAGAGUCAUCUCACAAAUGGCUAAUGAUAAUGACGAUGAUGGGGGAAUAUUGGAAGGACGGUGGACCGAGACGUAUCCAAAAGACUCCACGUCUCCGACAGAAUGGGCGGGAAGCGUUGCCAUUCUGAAGCAGUUCUUGAGAAAGCUUGAAGUCGUUCGUUAUGGACAGUGCUGGGUCUUUUCUGGACUGGUCACCACUCUUCUCCGUGCCAUAGGGAUCCCAACACGUAGCGUCACUAAUUUUGAGUCUGCUCAUGACACGGAUGCAAGUAUGACCAUUGAUUUCCACUUUGACAAAGAGGGUGAACCGAUGGAAGAUUUGAACGACUCCGUUUGGAACUUCCAUGUUUGGAAUGAGUCGUACUUUGCUCGACCGGACCUCCCCGCUGGCUAUGGUGGUUGGCAGGCUCAUGACGCAACACCUCAAGAAACUAGUGAAGGAGUUCAUCGUUGUGGCCCCUGCCCAGUCAAGGCUAUCAAAGAAGGAGAAGUGUACCUCCCAUAUGAUGGWGGCUUUAUAUUUGGAGAGGUGAACGGUGAUCGUGUGUACUGGGAAGUAGAAGAAAACGGUGAGAUGAUACCAACAUAUGUGGAUAAAAGAUCUAUUGGUAAAUUCAUCAGUACUAAGGCUGUUGGAAGUAAUCUCCGSGAAGACCUUACGCUGCAUUACAAAUACCCUGAAGGAAGCAACGAAGAAAGAACAGCUGUCCGACAAGCUAAUAAAUACAGCUCCAGRAAAGAUGAAAACAUCUACAAGAAGACCUCAAACGAUGUCAAGUUUGAACCCAAAAUAGAAAAUGAAAGUGUGAAUUUUGGAGAUGAUGUAGAUGUGCAGUUGCUCAUCAAGAACACUUCAAAAGAAAAGAGAACCGUCAAUGUUCACAUUGUAACUAAGAUGGCGUUCUAUACAGGGGUAACUGCUAGGAACCUGGAACACUUGARWAAGGAUAUUACUCUAGAUGGUGGGAAAGAUGAAGUCGUCAGCCUUUCAAUAACGGGUGAUAGCUAUGUAAACAAAACUGCUGCCGACGCCAGCAUCAAAGUAUUCUACAAAGCUAAAGUACUUCAAACAGGACAAGCAUUUAAUGGAAUAGAGACCCUAGAGUUCCAGAAACCUGACGUUAUGUAUUCGAUGCCUGACGAGGUGAAAAAGGAUGAAACUUUUGAGAUUAAGUUCUCUCUUCAAAACCAUCUUCCUGUUAAGUUUACAAAYUGUGUUUUUAAUGUGGAGACGUCUCGUUUUGUAAGUCCGGACACGUUGAAACUACGUGUAAAAAAUCCUGUCAAGCCUAACSAGGAAGCAAGUGGAACUGCCGUAUUAAAAUCAUCUCGGACUGGAAAAAGGUCCGUUGAUGUCAGCUUCACGUGUGACCAGCUGAAAGGUGCAAGAUAUGAAAUAGAGUUUGAAGUAUCAGACUGAUKCAUACUUGUACUAAAUGGAGCUGAUGAAAAGAGACUUGGAUAGACCCUGGCAAGAUUUAGCUUUUUAGCUAAUUUAAUCUUCCUGGCUUUUCAUGCAAUGGUGUUCAUUUUCAGAAUGUACGUUUAKGACGUGUAAACGCUCAAGACAAUAAAAUAUUACGUUUGUGAACAGAUGCUUUCAAAAUUUCUUUCAACAUUCGUUCGACUUUUUGGACGCUACAGAGCAUUGUUGAGCGAUGUUGAUUUAUGAUUGAGUUCACAAACGCUGUCAAGAUUUGAUUUUACAGAGCAGCAGCUGAACGUGGACUGGUGCUUUCAACAUGUUUCGUCGCCAAAUAAAGCAAAUAAAGAGAAAGAUGCUUGUGGAUGUGACCCCCAAACCGGUUUCGAUAUCAUUCAAAAUCUUCAAGAACAAGCGAAAUGUUGAACGAAUGUUGAGACAAAGGUUCUUGAUACGCUUUUUAACAUUUUAACAGCACGUGUCGAAAGACCCAAGCAAAGGCGUUCCUCAAUGGUGUCCAACGAAGGUGAACGAAUCUUGAAAUAAAUGUUGAAACCAUUUGCACCGGCUUUUAUUGUUUGAUUAUUUAGAAGUAGCCUUGAGAAUUAAGAAGUUAUCAUAACCUAAGUAUAUAAUCUAGUAUAUCCUUCACAUUUUUUUCUAUUCUAUAAUAAACUUUGUAAAUUUAUUGUC
Exaiptasia diaphana is the source of this 3141-nucleotide messenger RNA. RefSeq names its product protein-glutamine gamma-glutamyltransferase K. The coding region runs from base 127 to 2445 and encodes 772 amino acids. The transcript has 15 exons. The record is from RefSeq and is a predicted model, not a curated record. Gene Ontology annotation, biological process: peptide cross-linking. NCBI's taxonomy places the organism in Eukaryota, Metazoa, Cnidaria, Anthozoa, Actiniaria, Aiptasiidae. Gene Ontology annotation, molecular function: protein-glutamine gamma-glutamyltransferase activity.